This is a messenger RNA of Portunus trituberculatus (swimming crab), 9162 nucleotides long. RefSeq names its product E3 ubiquitin-protein ligase hyd-like (gene hyd). Bases 115 to 8721 code for a protein of 2868 amino acids. Lineage: Eukaryota; Metazoa; Arthropoda; Malacostraca; Decapoda; Portunidae. Gene Ontology annotation, biological process: DNA damage response; protein polyubiquitination; regulation of double-strand break repair. Gene Ontology annotation, cellular component: nucleus. The transcript is spliced from 35 exons. Gene Ontology annotation, molecular function: zinc ion binding; ubiquitin binding; ubiquitin-protein transferase activity. The record is from RefSeq and is a predicted model, not a curated record.
GGAGUCUUGGGAGAACAUGGCGGCUGAGGGUUGAGUCGAGGCUAACCCUGCCGAUGUUUUGAUCGUGUUUACUGUCUCCUGCUCUCACUUCUUGGACCAACUUGUGAAUACGUGAUGACGUCGUUACACUGUGUUAUCCACCCCCUGCCGGGUAACGAGGACCAGCUAAAUGAAAGGCUGAGAGAAUUGGGCCUUCGGCUCAAUUGGUCAGGGGGUGUUGGAGUGAGUGCAGUAGCAGGGUUGAGGGAGAAUAUCCGGCAGGUUGCUAUUGGCCCCUCACACAUUGCAGUGCUCACUGAAGAAGGUCGUGUGGCCCGAUUGGUAUUUUCAAUCAAUACCGAUGCUCUUGAUCUGAACAAGGGUGAUCAAAAGCAGGGCAACUGCAACAAGGGGAGCACUCAGAGUAGCACCAAGCUAACAGCACGCAUGUCCACUGGAGGACGGCGGAUUGUUCGCACCACAUCUGGCUCUGGAGGUGUGAGGGGACGGGGAGCUGGAGUAAUAAUGGGGUCAUCUCGCCCCAUGUUGCCAGCCCAAUAUGUCCCUGAAGAACUUAUCUCCCAGGCACAAGUUGUACUGCAGGGAAGAAGCCGCAACCUUAUCAUCAGAGAGCUUCAGAGAACCAACCUUGAUGUGAAUCUGGCUGUAAACAACCUUCUGUCACGAGAUGACGAGGAUGUAGAGGAACCAGAAGAGAGUGGUGAUUCAUAUGUGCCAGAAGACCUCAUCUCCCUUUUAGAUGCUGGAAUAUCUGUGGCUGCUGACCAUCCCUCUGUGAUAAUAGAUGCUGAUGCCAUGUUUUCUGAUGACAUGUUUGGGUACUCCUCAGUGCGCAGUCGAUCUGGAGGGAGCCGGGGACGGGCAGGAGAGCGUGACCGUGAAGGCUCUGCUGGCUCCACUGCCUCAGAGCACCGGGCCGACAGAGAGCUGAGGUGGAGGGACCGCCAUUAUUCAGGGCCCCGCAAGUGGCUCUCAAAUGCGCUGCUUUCAGUUCGAGUAGCACAACCCCACUCAGAAACAGGAAAGAAGAAGGAUUCACUUCUACCAGAUGCUAUUGAUGUGGCUGACAACCUGCAGUACUGGCCAGAGAGGCAAGGCAAUCUUAGUGCUCUGCGGUUCUCGCACAUUGCUGCCCUUCAUUCUGAGCUGGUGGCUGUGUCAACAACAGGACAGCUUUACCAGUGGCGCUGGGCUGAUAAAGAUCCUUAUGUCCAUCCAGAGCUGUCAAAUGUACACCAUCCCAAGGCUGUUCCAUUGGGAUUGUUAGGAGAGAGAGUGGUGGCUAUCAGUGCUGCAGGAGUGAGGUGCAGUGUGGCUACAGAAUCUGGCAGAGUUGCAACCUGGCUGGAUGAGACUCUAGCUGAUGUGGCCACCAAACUAGAGCAACCAGCACAGUCAUUCCCAGAAUUGCAGAAUGAGCGCAUAUUGUCCCUCCAUACAUGUCAGCUGUAUACCUGUGCCUGGUGUGAGUCUGGUUCUCUCUUCUGGUGGGGUGUCUUGCCCUUCAAUCAGCGAAAGAAACUCUGGGAAAAGUUUCGCAGUAAGAGUCGCAAGCAACGCUCAGAGAUCACAGAAGGAGUUCAGGUUGGCAUGCGAUCAUCACCCAUGUACCACCCAGGUGCCCUUGCCUUCUCCACCUCAGGUGGUGUCCCUAAAAUUGGACAGUUAAUUAAUGCUGCCUGGAAUCUUAGUGACACCUGCAGGUUCAAGAUUCUUCCUCCUGGAGGAGUGAUGAGUGGGUCCAGCAGUGGAGGGGGAGGCAGCAGUGGUGGUGGUGGUGGUGGGAGCAGCUCCUCCAGUUCCAGCAGCAGUUCAUCAUCAGGUUUUCAGUCUAACAGUGGCAGUUCCUCAUCUCAGUGUGUAUCUAAUAGUGGAGGGGGUGGGAGCAGUGGCAGCACCAGUGGGAGCAGUGGGAGUGGAGAGAAGAAAAGUUUGUCAUCUGAGGUUUUGGGGUCAGCAGCCAAGGCCCUGAAAUGUGGAGACAGUAAAGAAACCUCUGACAAGCUGGACAUGCCUCCACCACCGUCUCCAGCAUCCAGCACCUGCUCAGAUACAGGUUCCAUCACGUCCCCUGCUUCUUACAAGCGGGGCAAGCGUCCUGCUCCUCGCGAUGAAAUGGAACGGUUUGAUGAGGAAGAGUGGCCACUGCGAGAUGUCAUCUUUGUUGAAGAUACAAGGCCAGUGCCAAUAGGAGAAGUCCUGGCUGUUGAUGGAAAUCAGGUUGUAGUUGUUCCUCAGACAAAAGAAGGCAAAGGUAACCUGCGAGUGAUCCACCGUGACCAGCUGCAGGUGAUCCGUGCAGGAGGCAACCCUCGCGUGCCUGACUGUUAUCAAAAGACUCCCAAGAGGAUUCCUAUUUCAGAGCAAGGACAGAUCCUCACUGUGGCUGUGGAUAGUAGAGGAAUACACGCCAUUGUGAAGAAUGGUAGCCGCCUGACUUAUGCCAUAUACAAUUUGAGUUCAGGCAAGGCAGAGCAAGAAUGUAUGUUUCCCACUGACAGUACAGCAUUUAUGGGUUCAGAACCUUCGGGUAUCUCGCUCACUAUAACUGGUGAGAGUGAAAAUGUUGGUGUUCUGCGUGAUGGGAACAGCACUAUCUACCCCUUGAGUAAAGACUGUGUUGACUCUAUCAAAGACCCUCACUGGCCAGAUCUCCCUCCAGUGUCUUGUCUGGGGGUAGCCACACACUUCCUUCAUGGAGCUGGUGCCCACCAGAAAAAUCACGUGGCAAUUCUUGUCCUUGCACUCAAAACUCAAACAUUGAUGCCUAAGAUUCUUCGCUGUGAUCCUGAGGGUGUGAGGCAGGUCUUGGCUCUUCUUGAGAAUGAUACUCCAGAUACCUUAACCAAUCUUACUUCAGAGACAAUAGUAGAAGAAAAGUGUGAUGGUAAUCGUAACAUCCUCCAUGCUUGCAUAUCCACCUGCUGUCCUGUUACUAGCAAGGAAAGUGAAGGAGAGUCUGUACUGGAAAAAGACCCCAUUUUAGGCAGUUUUGCCUGGCCACCAAGCUCCUCUGAUACUCUGAGUGACACUGCUAGUGGUGCUGGGCCCGAUGAUGAUCUCAUCACCCCUUCAUCUUCCAAAACUGCACCUGGACCUAGUAUGCCCACCAUUGGAACCUCAGACCCAACAGAGCGGAAAUCUUUCUCACUAACCAUAUUGCGAACCAUUUGUGACAGUCCUUCAUUGGCCCCACACUUAAGAAACUUACUGAUUGCUAAAGAUUCCAAUGGCUUCACCCCAUUCAUGCUGGCAGUGUCUGGACGAGCUUAUCAGGCAGCUCUUAUACUGUUUGAUGUGAUUCACCGUGUUGCUCUUGAAAGUGCUCUGGAUGCAGAGAGUGUGCGGCGAGCAGUCACACAAAUGAUAUUUCCACGGGGAAGUAAUCCUGAUGACUCUCCACUCCAUGUGUUGUGCUAUAAUGACACUUGCUCCUUUACUUGGACAGGGGCAGAACAUAUCAAUCAAGACAUAUUUGAGUGCAGAACUUGUGGAUUAGUAGGUUCCUUGUGCUGUUGUACAGAAUGUGCAAGGGUUUGCCACAAAGGUCAUGACUGUAAACUAAAGAAAACUUCACCAACAGCCUACUGUGAUUGUUGGGAAAAGUGUAAAUGUAAGGCACUUAAAUCAGGGCACCAGACUGCAAGAUUUGAUCUCCUGUCCCGCUUGAUAACAGAAACAGAUCUUGUUAAUAUUGCAAAUGGGCGUGGAGAAAACCUUCUCUUGUUCCUUGUACAAACAGUCGGACGGCAAGUGACAGAACAGAAGCAGUGGUCUAGGAGUCGCUCUACAUCGUCAGCCCGAAAGAACACCCUGUCUGAGGUGACCAUGGAGGUUCCAGACCACGACCUUGAGCCUCCUAAGUUUAGUCGCCGAGCCUUAGAGCGCCUUUUGAAUGACUGGGCAGCUGUGAGGGCCAUGGUGAUGACGGGUCACAAGGAAGAAGUUCCUCCAUCCAAUGCAUCUACUGAUGAAAUCAACUUCAUGCAGUAUCAGGGCCAUACUACUCAUUUAGACAAGUUUACUUACUGUCUUCUCGUGAAGUUGGCAACUCAGGUGGAGCCCCGUAACCUCAAACUUAAGCAGCUUAUAAACAGUGAUGACGAUGAACGCAAGAUGAUUGCAGACACCAUGGUCACAGCCCUCAUUAAUACACUCAUUAGAGAACUUCAUAAUGACAGUGUUCCAGGCCGGAAGCAAGAAGCAGAAAAGGUUGUUCGAAGGUUCAUAGCAUCGGUUGUGCGCAUCUUUGUUAUCUUGGCCAUAGAGAUGAUUCCUAAUGCUGGAAAGAAGAAACCAGGAAGUUCAUAUACACAACCACUGGCCAAGUGUAUCAAGGUGUUUGAGUCACUGAUCCCUGUGGCAGUGACGGAACUCUGUGAUGCUGCUGAUGCUCUCAUGCUUCCUGUGCGCCUCAACUAUGUCAAGCCAACUGCUCCUUUCCCUCUCACCUCUACCCAUGUGGAUGCAAAUCAUGGCUGUAAGGAGAUGUUUGAAGUGGAACCACUGCAAAGAUAUCACCAUCGCUUUGGGGGAGGUAGCAUGGAGCAGCCAUCCACCUCGACCAGCAGUAGCAGAGGUGGAAGUGUUAGCAUGAGUGGUGCACCUGGGGAGGAAGUAGAAGAGGGAGGUGAAGAGGAGGUGGCACCUAGCAUGUCACGACCUGGACCAGCACCUGCGUCGAGGUCACGAAGGACUCGACCUGACCACAUCCUCCCUCCUCAAGUUGAUGAUCAUGAUAAUGAAGGUGGCAGUGAAAGAGAUGAUGCAAAUGAGCGUUCUGAACAAGAAGGUGAUGGUGUUGCUGAAGUGGAAGGGGGAGAAUCAGACAUGGAACUGGAUCUUUUAGCAGAAUCUGACAGUGACAGUGAUGACAACCAAUCUGCUGUAGAUAACACUUCUGCACAGAGGUCAGUUCAGACUGGUGCGACAGCUGGCAGUGAUGGUGAAGAUGACUCUGGGGAAUCAUCGCCCGGGGAAGAUGAGGACGAUGAGAGUGAAGCAGCUGAAACUGAUGAAUUUGACUCUGCAGAACUAUUAUCUGAUGAACAGCUGGAGAGGAGAGGAAACACCUCUUCCACAGCACGUAACAUUGCUCCCCACAAUCUCCAGUGGGCGGUUAGAAAUCCAAGGGAUACCAGUUCACGUUCAGGAGGAACCACCGGAGGACCAGCAGCAACAGGCUCCUCAAGUACAACAUCAAGUGGUCUGAUAUAUAUUGAUCCAACAUCACUCAGGCAUGGUCCAACAUCCAGCUCCUCUGUGACUCCUUCUUCCCAUGAACCAGUCAGCUUGGCCACCACAAACAACACUCUGGCCAGAGCUUUUACCAUUGUUGUUAGGCAAAUGAGUUCACUCUUAAGUCUAGCUUGUGAUUUAGUAAGAGAUGGAGUCUUGACCUCUAGAACACCAGGAGGAGGAGCAGGGGCAAGCAGCAUUCCUGGCAGCAGUGGAAGCAGCACCACUGCCAAUCAGAUCUGCUUGACGCCCACCAUCAUAUCGGCUCUGCUCAAGCAGGUGGAUGCACGCCUCCAGCCGACAUGGGACUGGUUACUAAGUCUGAUGGACUCAACAGAGUCUCAACUGAGAUUUGGCCGUGAGUUGAACCAGCUGAUUGAAGGCAGUGGUGGAGGAAGCACAUCCACAUCUACAUCAGCCCCUGCAGGGAUUCCAGCAUCUCGGCCCCGGGAGCGAAGUGCCGGCAGGACAGGACUCUUCAUCAGAGACCCUCUUACGGGACCCUUGUCCAGAUACCAGAGUGCCAGGAGGGGUGCCCGUGCUGUGACCAGUACUGCAGACCCCCAAAAUGCCAGAAGGGAUACGCUGUCAUAUGUUGUGUCCCUCCUUAGAGCACAUAAGAAUGAACAUUGUGAUACAUUACCAGACAUAGAUGUUGGCUCACUGAAACAUAUAGCAUAUGUCUUCGAUGCACUCAUCAGUUACCUUCGCUGCUGUGAGAGUGACAGCAGUGCCCACAUAGAUUCUGGUGGAGCAGAGUGUACUGGCUUUUCUUGGGAGCGGGAUGAAAAUGAAAAUGAAGAUGACAUGGAUGAUCUCCCUUCCAUCACUCCAUCAGCUGGGGACAGUGAGUCAACUGAUGAAGACUCAAACCUUUCCAAUUCAAGAGGAAGGAAACACACCUUCUUUCAGAGAUCCCAGUCUACUUUGUGUCUGGGAUCUCUGGGCCCAGAUGUCUUCAGCACCAGCCUGCAGGAAGCACUGCCUCUGGCUGACAAGCCUCAUCUCCUUCAACCCAAUGCUCGCAGAGAAGAACUUUUUGGCAUUCCACGAGCACACUCGCACAGUUCUGGGACUGAAACAAGAACACCAUUGGACACUCCACUAUCUCGUCUUGGUGUGCUGGACAACUUGCACAUGGUUGGCCCCUAUCCACCCACACCUCCGCAGUCUUAUGCUCAUAUGUUGGGAUCUGUGCGAACUGUGGACCACCAGCCAACUGACCUCUCUGUUUAUUCGAGUGGACACAUGAGAGACAUCAAGGAUGAAGAUAUGAGUGAAGAUAGUGGAGAGACUUCACAAGAGAGAGCUCCAAUUAUUGUUUCCCCAAGGCGAACUGGAAGUAGUCUUGCUGAAGGUAUGAGUGACCACACCAACAAUGCUGCUGGUCACUUUUCCUCCGAAUCUACGCCAGCUAGAGCCAGUGUUAAAAGUGUCAUUGUGAGAGUUGGAUCAUCACCAGUGUCAAGUGCAUUCAAGUCUGAGGGAAGCACAUCUUCAUCCCUGGCACCAAACCUGGCCUCCACUUCCACCACUUCCUACUCCUCUGGCUGCAUCGGUGGGCGGGGUGGAACAGACCUGCUGGUUGUUCCCUUGGAUGGCCGCAGCAGCCGUGGCUCUGAAAUGGGCGUCCACACUCCUCAUGAUGUGUCAGCAAAUGUUACCAUUGAUACCACACAUGACCAAAUGAAGCCGACUUUGUUGAGAAAUGGAGUGACUCAAGAUUUGCUGUUGGGUCGUUGGCGGCUGACAUUGGAGUUGUUUGGAAGAGUGUUUAUUGAUGAUGUUGGUGCUGAGCCGGGCUCCAUAAUUGCCCAGCUAGGGGGCUUCCCUGUAAAGGAGGCAAAGUUUAGAAGAGAAAUGGAGAAGCUGAGAAAUUGCCAGCAACGAGACAUGAAUCUCACAAAGAUUGACCGUGAAAGAGGACAGCUAAUUGCUCAGACAUUCAAGGAGCUCAACACACAAUAUAAUAACUACCACAGGCGAGGCACACAGUCUUCCCCACCCUUAGCUGUGAAUCGUGUCAAAGUAACAUUCCGAGAUGAGCCUGGGGAAGGGUCAGGGGUGGCCAGGUCAUUCUACACAGCAAUUGCUGAAGCUCUCCUUUCUGGUGAAAAGCUUCCUAAUCUAGAGCCUUGUCAGGUUGGUUUAUCUGUGGUAAGAUACAGCUUAUAUGGGCAGUACAAAGGACGGGACAGAGAUCGCCGUCAGGGAGCAUCAUCGUCUCGAUUACUACAGAGAAGAGAGUCCCGAAAGACUCUUUCUGUUGAUGCUCGGCCAUUUUACAUGACUGGGGAAGGAACAAGCAAUGAGCACCUGCCUUCCAAUGUGCUGCAGCUGGGAGAGGCUCUCUUCCCUAAAGUUCAGAACCUGAGACCAUCAUUAGCCAGUAAGAUCACUGGAAUGUUGCUGGAGUUGACUCAUGCACAACUGCUGCUGCUGUCUGCCAGUGAAGAUGCACUACGCCAAAAAGUGGAUGAAGCAGUGGACUUGAUACUUGCCCAGGGUCGAGAUCACACACCAGAAUAUUCCCCUUCACAUCAAGAUACAGAUGAAGGUGGAGAAGAGCCUGAGGAUGCCAGUGCUCCUUUAUUCUAUCAGCCUGGCAAGAGGGGAUUCUACUCUCCAAGGCAAAGCCGCCCAGGCCUCGAAAGACUUAAUGCAUUCCGUAACGUUGGAAGACUUCUUGGGUUGUGUUUGCUACAAAAUGAAUUGUGCCCCAUCUACUUGAACCGUCAUGUCCUUAAGUAUAUUCUUGGACGACCAAUCCGCUUCCAUGACCUGGCCUUCUUUGAUCCUGUGAUGUAUGAGAGUCUACGUAAGCUGGUGCUGGAUGCAGAAAACAAAGAUACUGGUACUGAUGUCUUCAAAGCACUGGAUUUGACAUUUAGCAUUGAUGUAAUCUCCGAGGAGGGUGGCACAAAUGUUGAACUGAUUAGUGGAGGCCGCAACAUUGAAGUGACCACCAGCAAUGUGUAUGAUUACGUGCGCAAGUAUGCAGAGUAUCGAAUGGUAAAGUCACAGGAAAAGGCCCUGCAGAGUGUGCGUGAUGGGGUAUUUGAUGUCAUCCCUGGUGGAUCCCUUGACUCUCUCACUGCUGAAGAUCUGCGACUGCUCCUGAAUGGUGUUGGAGAUAUUAAUGUUGCAACCUUGAUAUCAUAUACUUCUUUUAAUGAUGAAAGUGCUGAAUCUAAUGAUCGCCUUAAUAAGUUUAAGCGCUGGCUUUGGUCUAUUGUGGAGAAGAUGACCAAUCAAGAGAAACAAGACCUGGUAUACUUCUGGACGGGUUCACCUGCCUUGCCUGCAUCAGAAGAAGGGUUCCAGCCCAUGCCAUCAGUAACCAUCAGACCUGCAGAUGACUCUCACCUGCCCACUGCGAAUACCUGCAUCAGCCGCCUCUACAUCCCAUUGUACUCCACACGUGCUAUUUUGCGCUCUAAGCUCCUAUUAGCAAUCAAGACAAAGAAUUUUGGAUUUGUUUGAGAAGAACAUCCCCCCAAAAAGCAGGAAAAAAAAAAAGGUCAGGAAAUUGUGACACCUCCCAAACUAGGCCAGAAAACUUGGUUAGAAUAAAGUGGGAAGUUUAUAGAGAAAACUUUUCUUGUAUUUUGACGUGUUUCAAUAUAUACAGGCAUCAUAGAACGAACAAGUGAAAAUGACAGUUAUCCUUGAUAAUACAAAUGUGACGCAUCAAGUGUUGCAGAAAUAUUGCAGAGUGAUUAAUUGAAAGUGAUUGGGGAUAAUUAUUUGAAUGAGAUGAAAGUUGUCGAAGCAUAAUCCUAGAAUUUACUUCAAUGGAAAGCUAAUGGUUGUAUCUGUUUUGCUGUUGUGUGAAAAUCAGCAUUCAGCUGUAGUGUGGAAGAUGUUUUGUAUUUAUAAGAUCUAUACAAAGAAAAAUCAAACCUUGCAAAGGAGAGAGUGUAA